AUGGAUAUAGCAGUGAAAGAACAAGACUACUCAAACGGGCUUAUCAAAAACUCCGCUGCGUUUGAAAAUCUGAAAUUUACCAACAUCAAAAAUUUUAAAGUCCAGAAGAGAUUCCAAAUACUCUAUUUCAUUCUGUUUGUUUUUGUGACGGGUAUAUUUUUCUUCUUUCUAAUUAGUACCUAUUUUUUUACCCCAAGUUAUAAUGUGAACAAAAUUGUACAGAACACCGAACAUUUAACUUUAGCUUUUAAAAUCGAGAGACCCUAUGACAAGGUAUUAAAAACCAUCUCCAAGAAAAACUUGAAAAAUUACAUCAAGGAGACCUAUAACUUUUUCAAAUCUGGAUAUAUGAAACAGAACUAUUUAGGAAGUGAAAAUGAUGUGAUCGAAUUAGAUGAUGUAGCAAAUAUUAUGUUUUAUGGAGAAGGAGAAGUUGGAGACAACCACCAAAAAUUUACCCUCAUUUUUGACACUGGUUCAGCCAACUUGUGGGUCCCAAGUAAGAAAUGUACUUCCCUCGGAUGCCACUUGAAAAACCUGUACGACUCGAGCAAGUCCAAAUCGUAUGAAAAGGAUGGAACUAAAGUUGAUAUCACGUACGGAUCUGGAACUGUUAAAGGUUUCUUCAGUAAAGAUUUAGUAACUUUGGGACAUCUGUCUAUGCCAUACAAAUUUAUUGAAGUCACCGACACAGAUGAAUUAGAACCCAUUUACAGUAGCGUCGAAUUUGAUGGAAUAUUAGGUUUAGGAUGGAAAGAUCUUUCCAUCGGAUCCAUUGAUCCCAUUGUUGUAGAAUUAAAGAACCAGAACAAAAUCGACAAUGCCUUGUUCACCUUCUACCUACCCAUCCAUGAUGUUCACGCUGGUUAUCUAACCAUUGGUGGAAUUGAAGACAAAUUCUACGAAGGAAACAUUACCUACGAAAAAUUAAAUCACGACUUGUACUGGCAAGUUGAUUUGGACGUACAUUUUGGAAAGCAAACUAUGGAAAAGGCCAACGUCAUCGUUGACAGUGGUACAACAACUAUUACCGCCCCUUCAGAAUUCCUGAACAAAUUUUUCGCUAACCUAAGUGUUAUUAAAGUUCCCUUCUUGCCAUUCUAUGUAACUACCUGUGAUAAUAAGGAAAUGCCAACCCUUGAAUUCAAGUCAGCCAACAACACUUACACUUUAGAGCCCGAAUAUUACAUGAACCCACUUCUCGACGUGGAUGACACUCUGUGCAUGAUUACCAUGCUUCCAGUUGACAUUGAUUCGAACACCUUCAUUUUGGGAGACCCAUUCAUGAGAAAAUACUUCACCGUUUUUGACUACGACAACGAGAGCGUCGGUUUUGCCAUAGCUAAGAACUGA
Molecule: messenger RNA, 1353 nt
Organism: Plasmodium coatneyi
Lineage: Eukaryota; Apicomplexa; Aconoidasida; Haemosporida; Plasmodiidae
Product: Plasmepsin
Exons: 1
Coding region: 1-1353 (450 amino acids)
Biological process (GO): proteolysis
Molecular function (GO): aspartic-type endopeptidase activity
Source: RefSeq, a predicted model, not a curated record